Molecule: messenger RNA, 8068 nt
Organism: Diabrotica virgifera virgifera (western corn rootworm)
Lineage: Eukaryota; Metazoa; Arthropoda; Insecta; Coleoptera; Chrysomelidae
Product: adipocyte plasma membrane-associated protein Hemomucin-like
Exons: 7
Coding region: 410-2221 (603 amino acids)
Biological process (GO): biosynthetic process
Molecular function (GO): strictosidine synthase activity
Source: RefSeq, a predicted model, not a curated record
AACCAAGACUUAUAUAAAGUACUAUAGACUUAUAUAUUCCUGUAUACAAUUAUCACGUAAAUUCUGUAAAGAAGUUAAUUUAAUUUAUAACAGAAAGACAACUACUCACUGUUCAAAAUUCAUUGUUUAAAACCACUGGUUGUUUCUUCUUUCUUUCCCACUGGUGCCCUCGUGUCUCGUGUCAUGUCCAAGAAGUACCAGAAAAAAUAUAUAAUAAACGUCAAAAAUAAUGACAUUUAGGUGAGAUGUUGUACGUUGUACCGUACGUUUUGCUUUUGAAUUAAUUAACAUUGAAAAAACUAAUCAGUAUACAAGUCCACAGGUCACAAAUAAAAUAAUUUGGAGAUCCUUUAUUAGGUGGUAGUUGUGCAUAUAGUGUGUAUGGAAUUUUGACUGAUUAAGAGUAAUCAUGGGACUCGUUAGUUGUUUAGGCAAAACUAUAUUGUUUAAUGUUAUUCUAGUCUUGUUAGUAUUAUAUCUACCUAAUAUACCACCUGAUGCAGAAUUUACACAGUCUGUAAAAUUACCUAAACCUAGAGCUCUUGAAGGUACAUUAGCACUCAACGAAAAGUUACAAAAUGCAGAGAUCUUACACAAAGGGAAAUUCGUAGGCCCUGAAACUUUUGCUGAUUUCAAUGGAGAAUUAUACACUGGUGUGCACGGGGGCAGUAUAGUCAAACUUGUGGGCGAUAAAGUUGUACCUGUCGCUAAAACUGGCAAAACUUGCAAAGGUUACUAUGAAGAAGAAAUUUGCGGCCGUCCGUUGGGUAUGGAAUUUAACAAAAAUGGUGAUUUGAUUGUUGCUGAUGCGUACUAUGGCAUCCUUAAAGUAAACGUUAAAACAGGUACCAAGGAAGUAUUGGUGUCUCCUGAUACAAAAAUUAACGGUAAAAAGCCACACCUAUUUAACAGUGUUUCAGUGGCAAGUAAUGGGGAUAUUUAUUGGUCCGAUUCUUCCACCAAAUUUCCAUUGUACGAUUUAGUUUUUGAUGUUUUGUCGCAUCCUUCAGGAAGAUUAGUCCAUUACGAUGCUAAAACAAAAACCAACAAGGUACUCAUCGACAAUAUACAUUUUGCAAAUGGUGUUGUCCUUUCGGAAAACGAAGACUUCGUUUUAGUUGCUGAAUCUGUCCGUGCCAGAAUACAUCGGUACUAUUUGAAAGGUCCAAAGAAAGGAACUCACGAUAUAUUCAUUGACGCUUUACCAGGUAUACCAGAUAAUUUAGAGAAGGACGGAAGAGGUGGAUUUUUAGCAUCCCUAAUUGAAAACAACGAUGAAGAAAACCCAGCUCCAUUGUUCCUGGUGUCCCGGUUUCCUCUUGCCAGAAAAUUCAUUUGCAGAGUCUUUGGCAUCGCCCAGCUUGCUUUUGAAACUUUGGAUAGAUACUAUCCCAAUGAAUUUGCUCAAAAGGCUGUACAUUAUGUUGGUCACUACAAUUCUAUAGCUGGAAAAUUACCUUCUAAGCGUGCAACUGUUCUUCGUCUUUCUAAUAAUGGAGAAAUAGUUGAAGCUCUCCACACAAGUAAUAAAAAUGUGUACCUGAUGUCUGAAGCUUAUCCCUUUAAGGAUCACUUGUAUUUAGGAAGCCCUGGAAAUGAUUUUAUUGCUAGAGUUCCUUUCGAGUCCAUGGGUUGGCCAAAAGCGAAAACUGUUGCCGAACCUAAAGUAGAAACUAAGCAAGUGCCAAAGCAGGAAGAAGCACCUAAAGUAAGAACUACGUCACCUCCACCCGUAAAACAACAAACUACUACCACCACCACUGCCAAACCACCAACUAAACAGACAGAAGCCCCUAAAGUGAAAACCACUCCUCCCCCACCUGUGAAACAACAAACCACAACUCCUCCACCAAAACCGACUACCACUACAAAACCUCCAACACCGCAACCCACUCAAGCUCCAAAAGUAAAGCCCACUCAAGCUCCUAAACCUCAAACUACAACACCAAAACCUCAAGCUACUCAAGCACCUAAAGCACAACCAACAAAAGCACCUACACAACAAACAACCCAAGUUCCCAAAGCGCAACCCACGCAAGCUCCAAUAAAGGACAGUAAGCCACCACCUACACAACAACAGACCACUCCUCCUUCUCAGAAAACUACUCCACCAACCAAGCAACAGGCUCAGCCGCCAAAACAACAAACACCUCCUGUUGAAACCAAAAAAAGUGAAGGUACUAAGGCGGUACCAUUAAAAGAACCCAAAAUUAAAAAUUAAAAGAGUUAUGUAUUAUUUUCGUCAAGGUUGUGGAUGUGAGAGGCUAACAAGCAACAUUUUACAAUAGUUCAAUAAAUUAAAAAUAUGUACCUUUAUAAUUAUCUGAAAAAAUAACUAAUUAUCGACUAUGUGCAAUAAUAUUUACUAAAAUAAACAUCUUUUUAUUUAUAAUAAAUAUUUUAUCCGAAUUAGGUAAACAACGAUGAAAUUUAUGAAAAUAUUGUAAAAAGAUGCUUGUGUAUCAGAAGAGUAAGUUUUCUUGUAAUAAAUGUAUGUACCAAAAGUUGGAUCAUUAUUAUCCCACCUCCGCUCAAAUUCAAAUAGUGUCACAACUAAAAAAAAAAUAAAAACUGUUUUAUUGCGCCAACAGUUUAAUAAAACUACAAACUCUUGUCUCAAAAAGUGUUACGUUUAUAGUUCAACUAUUUGUCGUUAAGGUACGAUUCCGACAUCGACAGCAGACGGCAGUUACACGUAUUUACUUUGCACUAUUAAUUUGUAUAAUUAUUUGCAACUGACGUUCUGCCGGACAGCAAUUGCAGUUAGAUGUCGGAAUCAGUCUCAUACAAAUUAAUAGUGCAAAGUAGUGACGUCUGUCAUGGCGACAACUGCAACUGCCGUCGAUGUCGGAAUCGUACCUUUAGAUAACACUAGAGUCAUUAUAUGAUUAACCAAAAUCAACGGUGCACCGAACAUAAACAGUGUCACAUAUCGACUUGUGCACGGCAUUUGUCCAUUUAAGAUGUAUAUAAAGCGGCGUUUGUCUAAUUAAGACAGUAUAUGUGAUUACUUUAUUCAAAACAAUCUGCGUAUGUGCUCAAGAAAAGUGACACAUUUAUCACUUAUUUAUCUUUCUUUUUGCAGUAUUUUUUGUUUAAUGCUGUUACUUAUAUUUAAAGUUACAUCAUUAAAAAGUAUGUUAACCAGAUUAUAAUAAUGAUGAUUAUUAUAUUCUGUAUUGCAAGACCCACUUUUGAUAAAUAAUGUUUCGUACAUUUUUCGUUAUUUUAUCUGUAUAGUGUCACAACUCAAACAAAUAUAUUUUUUUAAUAUAUUAUUUGCACAAUUAAUACACUAUUUUGUAGAGCUUCAUAAACCUUUGUAACUGACUAAAAUAGUUAUUAUAUUAAUUUUAACAGUUUUUGAAUUAAACCCGGAAAAUUUCUAGCACAAAUUUUAAACGUUUUCUCGAUAUUUUGCUUUUUUGACUUAUGACACUGAGCGGAGGUGCGUUAUCAUUCUACAAAUUUGUUUUAAUUUUAAAACACAGCCAUAUCACAGCCUAUUUUUUGAAAACCAUUACACGGUAGAAUGCGUUUAUUCACAGCAUCCGGCUACGCGAAUGUGUUUUUGUUUUACAAGCUUGUCAAUCAUGCAGUGACGUAACUGCAAAGUUUUAUUUGUUGUUAACUGUAACCGUGGCAUUGUGUCAUUUCUAAAGUUCAAACCAAACCCUCUGGCAGUUGCCAAAAUAUUAUUAUUUAAAAUAUUUUAAUGCAAAAUAAAUAAAUAUAAAAUAAAAUGUUCACUAUACAAUGUCGGAAAAUACUAACCUAGAAUAACAAUUGUAAUUUUACCCGUUGACAAUGUGAAAGUACUGUCACGAUCGAGUACUUUUGCGUCAAAUUAUCUUUAUUCGCAUCAUUAAUUAGUUAUCUAUUUAGCGUAUUCUAUACGUCAACCACUUAUGCAUCCAUAAGUAGAAGUUGCUUUAAUAUGCAACAACAAUAAUACUCACGAACGUACCUUUUUUUCUGUCACUUCUAACUUUCGCGAGAAUUCGAUAAACUAUGACGCACUGAAAGAAGGGUUUGGUACGAACAAUACUUUACCGUGUUUGGAAUUUGCCUGUCUGUAUAAUAUUCUCUACUAUAAUAGCCAUGUUGCCAAGUAGUAUGUUGGCUUACAGCCAACCUUAUGCACCUAUUCUUUGUGUAAGCUUGGGAAUCUCUUAACACAUUGCGUGCCACGCCUUAAUCGGAAUAAUACUCUCGGGGGCCACGGCAAUGAACGUACGUGUAUAUCAAAAAUGAGCGACGUGCCCCCUGACAGAACAUCAGUGUCUCUCAUAUAUGAGCGACGUGGCACGCAAUGUGUUAAGUUGAAUAGUACAGUAAAUAAUUCCUUUCUGUUUUUUAAAUUAAACUAUAAUUGUUUUAGAUCCUAGAACAUUUGUUACAGAUGUUUAUAUAGUAGAUGUUUUGUGUAAAAUCUUCCGUACUGAUACAAAGUACUAUGUACAACGAUGCGUAUUACGUUAUGUUUAUCACUUGGUCUUGGUGAAUUUUUCGUUAAAUCUUAAUAAAUAGUUUUUUCUCGGUAGUUUAAAAAAGCACAAGUCUGUAACUUGUUGGUUAUAUACAGCGCAGUUUUUUCACAAACCUCAAACAACUAAAAGAAAAUGUUAUUCACUGCAAUAUUGGAUAAAAAUAAGAUUUGCGGUAAAGUUUGUUUAGCAGAAAAUGGUUGACUUCAAAUGGUGCGGUCGUAAAUAUUAUUAAAUUUAUCUAACUUAGUCCAUUGUUAAGACCGGUCCGGAGCGAUAAGCGAACGAGGUAGCCAGAGAUGGUCUUUUGACAAUUAACACUGACUAGACGGUACUCCUAUAAUAAAGCAAAGGAUCCACAAAAUUUUUACCUGAAAUAUGUAAAUGAAACAUAUUUAAAUUUUACCUGAAACCGGGCCUUUUAUACUAUUAUCGGUUAACUCAGGAUGUUUUAAUUGAAGUCAACCAUUUACUGCUAAAUAAACUUUACUUAUUUUUACAAAGUACUUCCCCUUUUGAAAUACUACCCAAGAUAUUCUCAAAAUACGUCUAUACAGCUACGUUUCAAAUGUCUUAGCUUCUUAACUGAUGCCUCGAUCAAUGUGCAUACUGCACAUACCAUUCCUUCCUAUUCCUUUGUGUUUGGCAAUUGUUUUUGAUAUUAAGUAAUGAUAAAAAGUGUAGCAUAUCAUUUUUACCAAUUAUCUUUUUAUUUAAAACAAUUUUUAUAAAUAUGUAUACCAAUUGUUUGUGUUUUUGGUUAAUAUAUUGACUAAACUUCACAAUACGAACUCGAAUUGACAGAAUUGAAUUGAUCCGUUCGAUCUUAAGCUGGGCCAAAUAGAAAAAAAAAUGAAUACUUUACCUUGUGUUAGAUGAUCAGAACUGCUAAUGUAGUAACUAAAUUUUCACAUAAGAGUAGGACUAAAUGAUUACAAUUUAUAGUUCCUAGUUUAGUAGUAUUAAUACUCUCCUCAUCAUAUUGUAGUCAUACAUUUGAUGUUACUAAAAGCUAACAUUGCGUGGGUUUUUAAACCACCAAAAUAUUUCCUUUGAGUUAUUUGGUAGUAGCUUAACAGUAGAAUCUUGUCCAGAUUUGUCGGUUACUCUUUAAUCUAUGUAACUGUUUAAAUCUCUUAAAUGGAUAAGAAAACUUAUGUGUUCUAACCUAGUGGUAACGAAAACUUUCAUUAUGUAAGUACUAGCAUUCGCAAUUAUCAACGAUCUUAUUGUUCUAUCUUGAAAAUGUGCGUGCUAGAGAUUUCAUAUAGAUGUUUUGUUGUAUUCGCGAUGUGCAAGUACUUGGAGGGGAUACGAGAAACGAUCGUGCGCGAAUAGCGGAAAAAUGUUGCAACUUUCUUAAAUAAUUCAUCUUGUCAAUUGAAAUUGUCAAAUUGACGUAUAUUUCAUACCUACUGUCAUUGAAGAAGAAAAAUUAUAUGUUACUCCACAAUAUUGAUAUGAUAUGCAAUUAUUAUAUAAAAGUAAAUUUAUUAAUUGUAUUUUGCUUGCAGUACUGCAUUUUAAUAAUUUAAUUUUAUUUACUACAUACAAUUGUUUACCUUUUAAUAACAUAACCUAAAUCUUACUUUUUCUUCUUAUAAUUUUUUUGGGCUUCGGCCUUGACAAUUAAUUAUCCAGCAACCAGGACCAAUAUGAUUGGCCAAUAUAAUUAAAAGUGUGAAAAAAGUUGCCGAGCUAUGAAACCAGGUGUCGCUUUUCCGAACUUGCACGGUCCCAAUACUACUCUCUGGUCAUUGACAAAAUUUUUCAGUAGAAGAGGAGACCUCUUUCAAUCCAUAUAUUUUCUUCUACUUCAAGCAUUGCGAAAAGUGAAGAUUUUGAAAAGAAUUUUAUCGAUUUGUAUAUAAAGCAUUAGUUUCAUCUUUACAUGUAGUUCUUGCUCCACUGUGACACCUACAUAGGUGUAUAGUCUUAUCUGUGGAAGGUGUUGAUUUAUUAUACUAGUUUUUUGCUGUAAAAAGGCGAAAUAUGUUAUCUUUUUGUCAAGAAAGAUAUUUACUAUCGCCACCUUGUGAUUUAACUAAGAAAUAAUUUGAUAUAUACAUCCCCCUAGGGGGUGCGGCCCAAAAGAUCAACUGUCAUCAAGACGCCUAACUUCACGCGCAACUUUGAUACAUCCAAAAUGCAUAGGUACCAAGUUGGAUACGACGCUAUCAUAUUCACAGCAACUCGCGUACAUAAUAUUAAGAAAAAUUAAUAUAUAGAAUAUUAUAGAAUCUUAUUUAAUGAUGUAUCAAAGUUGCGCGUGAAGUUAGGCGUGUUGACAGUUGAGAUUUUGGGGGCAACCCCUGCAUAGGAAUCUUGUAGAUUAUAAGGUCAUUAUAAGUUGCCAGUAAAUAUACAUUAAACUUUGAUGUAGAUUCCACAAAUGUAUGUCAUUAGACUGACAUGCAAAAUCAGUAGUAACUCAUUCUUGUCUGAAACUAUUGUUUAUUCUAAUAAUUCCACAUAGCCUGUGAUUUAAUUUAUACUUUGUGAUUGUAUACAUAUAUCAUUCCACUUCUAGAUAAAUGCACACAUUCUCAAAUAUAGUUUAAAAAAUUGAACUAAAAGAAACGUACAUGCCAGAAUAUAAUAAUAUAUUAAUAAUAAUAUUGUUUUGUUUAAUAUCUAUAGAAUAUUUAUUUUUAACGUAUUUGAAUACAAUAACUUAUUCGCUCAUCCCGAAGAAAAGUGCCACAACGCAAAAAACAAUGUUGUUCUGCUAUUUCCUUGUGGCAUUUUUAUGAUUAACUAUUUAGACGGGAAAUAAGCCACAAUUAAAUUGAAAAAAUAAUUUUAUUAACGUUUCGACGCCCAAAUCGGGUGUCGUUGUUAAAAUACAAAAUACUACUGAAAAAAAAAACAACUUUUUUUUUCAGGGGAGACAAAUAUGGAUUUUUUAUAUCUUAAUUUAACUGUAAGUUUUAAACGGUAACUGCUAAAAUUUAUAAAUUAAAAACGAAGAAUAUGUAUAAUGUUUCUAAUUGUGUAAAAGGCAAAACAAAAAACUGCGAUAUCUGCUUUAACAAGGAAAAAAGGAUCAAAAUUUUAAGUUAUGUCACUUUUUUUUUAAAUAUUGGUAAUUUUUUUAAAAUUAAAGAAAAAUACAUAGGGCAUUUCUCGAAAUGCAACGGUUCUCGUGAUAGAUAACGACACGUUCACGUCGAACGUCAGAGAAUAACUGAAAAGUGUCAUUGUUGCGGAAUAAACAUACAUAUUCAUUUUACUGCCAAAUUUUCCACUUUUCCUGGUAAAAGUAUAGAAUUUUUGGAGUGAAUUUAACAAGAAACUGGAAUUAUGAGUUUUUUUAGUUGUGUCACUUUUCUUCCAGAUGAGGGUUAUGUUUUCAAAGACAACGUAGAACAUUUCUAGUAAAUAGGUAAUAAUAGUGUAUUUCAUUUGGAAUUUUUUGGUGCUUUUUUCGUAUUUAUAGGAAAAUAUUGUCUUUGAGUUGCAACUUUGUUAAGCAUACAUUACUAUUCACGACAUAUAUGUAAUUUUUUGGUGUAAAAUUGUUCGUAUUUUUUGUACUUUUUUAAACCAGUUAUUGUUGAAAAUAAACCAAGUUUUCAUAA